GCUGUAGCUAGGAUCAGUCCACUGCAGCAGGAGUUUCAAGAACAGCAGCACAAAAAUGAUGACUUAACUGGAUAGGAAAAAAGGCACAUAUUUUCAGGAAGGCCUCUUUAUUCUUAGAAGUUACCCUUCAAGAUGACAAGUGGUGCAAACUCUCCAGGAUCUUACCUGCCCUCAAAAAUAAGAAGUUCUAAAAUAGAUGACAACUACUUGAAGGAAUUAAAUGAGGACUUAAUGCUAAGGAAGCAGGAACUGCUAGAGAUGCUCAAACCUCUAGAAGAUAAAAACAACCUCUUAUUCCAAAAGUUAAUGUCUAACUUGGAGGAAAAACAAAGGAGUCUUCAGAUCAUGAGGCAGAUCAUGGCAGGGAAGGGGUGUGAGGAAUCCUCGGUCAUGGAGCUCCUUAAGGAAGCAGAGGAGAUGAAACAGAACCUGGAAAGGAAAAAUAAGACGCUUCGGAAGGAAAUGGAGAUGCUAUGGAACAAGACAUCCGAGGCAGAAGAACUCAGUGAUCAACAAAAAGCACCACAGAUAAAACACAAGGCAGACUUGCAGGAUGGAAAGGCUCCCAAAUCCCCCUCAUCACCUAGGAAGACUGAAAGUGAACUAGAGAAAUCAUUUGCAGAGAAAGUGAAGGAUAUAAGGAAGGAAAAGCAACAGAGGAAAAUGGAAUGGGUCAAGUAUCAGGAACAAAACAACAUCCUUCAGAAUGGUUUUCAUGGCAAAGUGAUUCAGCUGAGAAUUGAAGCCUUGAAGAACUACCAGAAGGCCAAUGACCUGAAAUUAUCACUGUAUUUGCAGCAGAAUUUUGAGCCAAUGCAAGCAUUUUUAAAUCUUCCUGGGUCCCAAGGUACUAUGGGCACUACAACUAUGGACAGAGUGACUACUGGCAGAAAUGAACACCAGGUGAGAAUUCUGGGAGCAAAGAUCUACACAGAACAACAAGGAACUAAAGGAAGUCAGCCUGAUGAUGCAGGAGGGAGGCUCUUUUUUCUGAGGUCACUGUCAGAUGAAGCACUGGAGAUAGAUGCUUUUCACCUAAAAGCAGCUCUCACGGCGAAGAGGCUUAAGGCCAUAAAACCGUUGGACAGCAGGAGGAAGAGAAGCCAGGUGUCUCCACUCCAGUUGCCCUGCCUCAGACUCCUAAGCUUCGCAUGUGAGGAUCGUCUUGUAGGCACUGACUGGAGAUGGAAUCCUAAAACACAGGUGAAGCGGAAAUCUUCCUUCAGGGAGAGCCGACUGAGGAAGCCAGCGGCUAACACUGGGUUCGCCAGCGCUUUCAGUGGGGCGGCCGGCCGCUCCCGAGGGCUGCAAGACGCGGCCCGGCGUGCUGAGCCAGUGUCGCUCCUCCCGCGGUCCCCUCAGAAGGCCGGCCCGCCGGCUACAGUCUGCCGAAGGCGCGGACAACCGACGAGGUGUCAGGCUCGGCAGGGGAUUGCUUCUGUCUGGGGCCCGGCCGAGGUUGCGUUCCUGCCUAGCGCGCACACGCUCCGCGUUCACUCAGCCAAUCCCGCGCUACUCGCGCACCCAGGAGCGAUCCGCGGUCCUACUCAGGCUGGGCCCGCUCCUUCCCGCUCCCACUGCCUUCGGUCUCGCGCUCCGCAGAGCGGCCCGAGCUUCUUCGGCCUCGUUCCGCCGCCUCCGCGCGCUCUCCCCGUGCGGCCACCGAACCCUCCAGCUCGCCUCCUUCCUGCCGGACUUGGGGUCGCGCGCCCUGACUCCGCCCCCUCCCGCGGACCCGCGCACUCCCGGCGCGGCCUCUCCCCCACGCAGGCCACCGAGCACUCUACGGCCUCCCACUCCUUCCCCGCUCUCCUCGCGCUUCCCUGGCUCCCUAGCUCUCGCGCUCUCCGCGGCGAGCGCGCUCCCGGCCCGCGCGCUCCGGGCUCCAAUUUCUCCCGGCUCCUGUCAGUGCGGUGA
Molecule: messenger RNA, 1917 nt
Organism: Mandrillus leucophaeus (drill)
Lineage: Eukaryota; Metazoa; Chordata; Mammalia; Primates; Cercopithecidae
Exons: 13
Coding region: 133-1917 (594 amino acids)
Source: RefSeq, a predicted model, not a curated record